UUGCUAUGGAAACAGCUUGGUUCUGAAAGAUUUGCCAAACAAGAUGUUAUUUUUCUUAGUUUUUAAAGGGUUUUCUUCUUUGCAGUGUUAGAAAAUGAACAAAGGAACGACGAUCAAAGAUGCUUUGGCAAAAUGGGAGGAGAAAAAUGGCAAGAAACCAUCGGAGUCGACAGAAAUAUUACUCUAUGCCCAAUAUCCUCCAAUUGAAAAAAUGGAUGCAUCACUGUCGACUUUGGCAAAUUGCGAGAAACUAUCACUUUCCACAAACUGUAUUGAGAAAAUUGCCAACUUGAACGGACUAAAAAAAUUAAGAAUCCUAUCUUUGGGACGCAACAAUAUCAAAAAUCUAAAUGGCUUGGAAGCGGUUUCAGAUACGCUUGAAGAACUGUGGAUAUCUUACAACAACAUUGAAAAACUUAAAGGAAUUAACGUCCUUAAGAAAUUGAAGGUUCUUUACAUGUCAAACAAUCAAGUGAAGUCAUUUGACGAAUUCCAAAAACUGGCCGAUUUACCACAGCUGCAAGAGUUACUCAUGGUAAUCCUCUCGAAGAAAAACAGACCUCAGACGGUACUUGGCGGCCGGAAGUGACUAGAAGAUUACCGAAUCUUAAGAAGCUUGAUGGUAUAACUAUCGUUAAAGAAGAUGGUGAUGAUGAUGAAGAAGAAAGCUGAGCACAACUAAACCUUUCCGCUUUGUACAUAUCGCUCAAUGCUUGAUUUCUAGCAGUGCAUAAAAUUAUAUACUUUCUAUUCUUAAA
Molecule: messenger RNA, 758 nt
Organism: Xenia sp. Carnegie-2017
Lineage: Eukaryota; Metazoa; Cnidaria; Anthozoa; Malacalcyonacea; Xeniidae
Product: dynein axonemal light chain 1-like
Exons: 10
Coding region: 95-589 (164 amino acids)
Cellular component (GO): cytoplasm
Molecular function (GO): protein kinase binding
Source: RefSeq, a predicted model, not a curated record